Messenger RNA from Cinclus cinclus, 2093 nucleotides. RefSeq names its product syntaphilin (gene SNPH). Gene Ontology annotation, biological process: neuron differentiation. Gene Ontology annotation, cellular component: cytoplasmic microtubule; mitochondrion. The transcript has 6 exons. Lineage: Eukaryota; Metazoa; Chordata; Aves; Passeriformes; Cinclidae. The coding region runs from base 306 to 2093 and encodes 595 amino acids. The record is from RefSeq and is a predicted model, not a curated record.
CCUCCUCCUCCUCCUCCUCCUCCUCCGGGGUUACGCGGGGCGAGGAGCCCAGGGCCACCGGUAGGAGGGCACAGCCCAGGGCCACCGGUAGGAGGGCACACCCGACCCGCGGGGCUUCGCAGACAGGGAGGGACCCCAAAACCCGGCUGGUUUCUUCUUUUGAGGUCGCUGAGCCCCCCACCCCGGCGCUGCCGCCCCCGACAUCGGCGGGGCCCCGCGCAGUUCCCUGUGCCCAGGACCCGUGGCACCGUGGCCAUGUCCGUGCCGGGGAGCAGACGCGCGUCCACAGGAUCACGAAGGUGAAUAUGCUUCAACCUCUGGCCUCGGGACUGGACACCAGCGCCUGCAGCCGGGAUGAGACGAUUCCCACGAUCCCCACACUUCCACCACCAGCUGCCACUUUGCAGCACGAGCCCCCAGCCCAGCUUUCAGGGGUUUGCAUGGCACUGCCCGCUGCACAGCACUUCCCUGUCCGUGCAUGCAGCUCCCCGAGUGCUGCACGCCCCGUCCCUCUGUCCGUCUGUGCCACAGCCAGGACCGACCCCUCCGUCCGUCCAGGCGAAGGCAGGCAGUGGUGGAGAGCACUGGGUUGGGGCAAUGAAACUGGGAGUCGCGGGGUUUAUGGACGGAGUGGCUUUGCCUCCUUCUUUAAGUCUUCAGCGCCCUCAGCCACUCGGCCUGAGACACAGCCUCUUCUCCCUGCCUCCAGGCGCCCCUCGCCCCCCGGGAGGGACACCUACGGCACCUCCUCGCUGAGCAGCAGCAGCAAUUCUGGCUCCUGCAAGGGCAGCGACAGCAGCCCCACCCCAAGGCGCUCGUCCAAGUACAACCUCUGCAGUGACAACCAUGGGAUAAAGCCACCGACACCAGAGCAGUACCUGACCCCCCUGCAGCAGAAGGAGGUGUGCAUCCGGCACCUGAAGGCUCGCCUGAAGGACACACAGGAGCGUCUCCAGGACAGGGAUGCUGAGAUCGAGGACCUGAAGACGCAGCUGUCACGGAUGCAGGAGGACUGGAUCGAGGAGGAGUGCCACCGCGUGGAGGCCCAGCUGGCGCUGAAAGAGGCUCGCAAAGAGAUCAAGCAGCUGAAGCAGGUCAUCGACACAGUGAAGAACAACCUACUGGAGAAGGACAAAGGCCUCCAGAAAUAUUUUGUGGACAUCAACAUCCAGAACAAGAAGCUGGAGACGCUGCUGCACAGCAUGGAGGUGGCACAGAACGGGGCGCUGAAGGAGGAGGGCGCCGGCGAGUCGGCCGGGGGGUCUCCGGCCCGAUCCCUCACCCGCAGCUCCACCUACACCAAGCUGAGCGACCAGGGAGCCGGGGACCGCAACGUGGGGGGCUCGCAGACCAUCUCGCUGGACGAGGGGGCCGACAGCGGCUUCGUGGGGAUGGAGGAUGCUCCGGGCCACACGGACCCGCUGGAGGUGGAGGGUGAGCCCGGCACCCGCCUGCCCCCCAGCAACACCUACGAGAAGGUGCUGGGACUGCGGAGCAGCGUGGAGGCAGGGGUGCAGGCCAGCUGCAUGCAGGAGCGGGCCAUCCAGACGGACUUCGUGCCCUGCCAGCCAGACCUGGACACCAUCCUAGAGAAGGUGAUGAAAUCCCAGGCUUGCAGCUUGGGCAGCCCCACCUCAGCCUGGGUCUCUGAAAUGGAAGACACGAUGCCAGUCCCCGAGCUCUCCAACCCCACCGGGACCACGGACCUGAUGGUGGCCGAGCCCGACGCCGCGACGACGGCUGCCAGUGCCGAGGGGGGUGUCCCCUGCAACCCGGCGGUGCGGCAGCCCCCCAGCGCCAGCCCCUCGGUGGCCAUCGCCUGCGUGGCGGAGGAGGAGCUGACGGAGGUGACCGGCUGCGAGACCAACCCUUCCAAGAGCUACUGGAGCCGCCACUUCAUCGUGGAUCUGCUGGCGGUGGUGGUGCCGGCGGUGCCCACGGUGGCCUGGCUGUGCCGCUCGCAGCGGCGGCAGGGCCAGCCCAUCUACAAUAUCAGCUCUCUGCUGCGGGGCUGCUGCACCGUCGCCCUGCACUCCAUCCGCAGGAUGGGCUGUCGCCCCGUCGCCAGCCCCGGAGGCACUGCCCAGCCCUGA